AUGUCCUCGAAGGUUCAUGAUGAGAGAUCGCCGCUACUGGCAAAGUCGAUCGACGAUCCGGAAAGCGGGAGCGGCUCAGGAUCCGUCUCUCCUCCUCUCAGUACUCCCGCCGAGACCAAUCCCACUUCAGAUGUGGAUCCGGCAGGAAAAGCGCGGCUGGGAUUGAUCAUGCCCGCGCUUAUGGUCGGAGUCUUCCUCGCUGCGCUCGACAAUACCAUCGUCGUUGCAUCCUACGCUCGGAUCGGUUCGGAGUUUCAUGCACUGAAUGAAGCAAAUCUGAUCGUGACGUCCUACAUGUUGACAGUUACCGCCUUCCAACCUCUAUACGGCCGAUUUAGCGAUAUUUUCGGUCGCAAGUUUGCGUUGCUCACGUCGUAUACGAUUUUUGGGUUGGGAUGCCUUCUAUGUGGGUUGGCGCGGAACUUGCCAGAGUUGGUUGCUGCCAGAGCUUUUGCUGGUGUCGGAGGUGGUGGGAUGACGAUUGUCACGAGUGUGUUGUUGAGUGAUUUGGUGAGCAUUAAGGCGAGAGGGACGUUCCAGGGGAUUGUCAAUAUCGUCUUCGCCACGGGAGCAGGGUUGGGUGCACCAAUCGGUGGAUGGCUCGCUGAUGGCAUCGGCUGGCGAAUGGCAUUCUUGGGACAAGCUCCUGUUACAGUUAUUGCCUUCCUCGGCGUAUAUUUCACCCUCAAGACCCACCCAGUGCAUUUGCAAGAACCAAGGUCUGCCAAGCUCAAGCGUGUUGACUUUGCAGGAGCAGCCACUUUGGUGGUCGCUAUCAGCUUCUUCGUCGUAGCUUUCGACGUUGGCGGUAAUGUGCUUCCCUGGACUCACCCGCUCGUACUCACUGCGAUUCCUCUGUCUAUUGCUUUCUUCGUUGCCUUUGGCUAUGUCGAGGCCAAGAACGCUCGUGAACCAAUUGCGCCCGUUCAUGUUGUGACUGCAAGGACUCCUCUCGCCGCACUUAUCUGCAAUUUCUGCGCGUUCAUGAGUUACUUUGGUAUGAUCUACAAUGUACCCCUGUACUUUCAGCUUCUGGGCGAAAGUGCUUCGAAGAGUGGAACAAGAUUGCUGCCCUCUAUCAUCGCUGGGUCAGCCGGUUCAUUGUUGGGAGGCUUCUUCAUGCACUGGACCGGCAGCUAUUACUGGAUCACGGUGAUCUCAUACACUCUCCUCGCGAUUGGUCAAGGUUCACUGGUUCUCUGGGAUGGGCACAACCCGUUCUGGCAGUAUACUAUGUCACUGGUUCCAAUCGGCUUGGGCAACGGCAUCGGGGUUACUACUACUCUUAUCGCCAUUAUCCACAACGUAUCCAAGGCAGAUCAGGCUACUGCGACUGGUCUCUCUUAUCUGUUCAGAGCGACGGGAACUGUGCUCGGGGUUUCGCUCAGCUCCUCCAUACUCCAGAAUUACUUGAAGACACGACUGCCUAGGGUCAUUGUUGGACCAGGCGCACCAGAUAUCAUUGAGAAGGUUAGACAGAGUGUGACGUAUAUUGCUGAUCUCCCGGCAGAAAUGAAGGGGGUUGUUGUGGGCGUGUAUCUGGCGGCCAUCAGAAUCUGCUUCUUCUGCACCAUGUUCGUCGCUGCUGGAGCGGCAGUUUCUGCAUUGUUCAUCAGGGAGAAGAAGUUGCACAACUAG
Molecule: messenger RNA, 1638 nt
Organism: Saitoella complicata NRRL Y-17804
Lineage: Eukaryota; Fungi; Ascomycota; Saitoellomycetes; Saitoellales; Saitoellaceae
Product: putative MFS multidrug transporter
Exons: 3
Coding region: 1-1638 (545 amino acids)
Biological process (GO): basic amino acid transport; transmembrane transport
Cellular component (GO): fungal-type vacuole membrane
Molecular function (GO): basic amino acid transmembrane transporter activity
Source: RefSeq, a predicted model, not a curated record